Molecule: messenger RNA, 900 nt
Organism: Vespa mandarinia (Asian giant hornet)
Lineage: Eukaryota; Metazoa; Arthropoda; Insecta; Hymenoptera; Vespidae
Product: histone-lysine N-methyltransferase SETMAR-like
Biological process (GO): replication fork processing; DNA double-strand break processing; double-strand break repair via nonhomologous end joining
Cellular component (GO): site of double-strand break; nucleus; condensed chromosome
Molecular function (GO): histone H3K36 methyltransferase activity; single-stranded DNA binding; single-stranded DNA endonuclease activity
Source: RefSeq, a predicted model, not a curated record
AUGCCAAAAUCUGCAUCGUUCGGAAGAUAUAAAUGCUCCGAGAGUCGUCGUAUUGUCCAUUUCCAGAGUCACAUUUUAGCAAAGAAGAUUUUCUCAAAAUUGUUUCCUUUUGUUAUUUGCUUUGAAUUUUGCACCGAUAUGAAUUCAACCGAUAUUCGUAUAAUUUUCUUAUAUGAGUAUGAACUUGGUAAUAAUGAAGCAAAAGCUGCACGUAAUAUAAAUCAGGCGUUUGGGGAGAAUACUGUGAACGAUCGAAAAGUGCAGCGUUGGUUUGAAAAAUUUCGGUCUGGUGAUUUUUCCCUGCUAAAUGAACCGCAUGGAAGACCCGAAACGUCUGUGAAAAAUGAUGCUCUGAAAGCAUUGGUGGAAACGAAUCCAACUGUUUCUUCAAGGGAACUUGCUGCCAGAAUGGAAGUUGACCAUACAACAAUAUUGCGACAUCUUUCUGAAAUUGGCAAGGUGAAAAAAAUGGAUAAGUGGAUACCGCACGAACUAACCGAGAAAAGGUGUGCUCGGUGGUUUGAUAGGGAUGAGGCUUGUGCUCAUACUCCAAGGCCAUCACUUCAUCCACGGAAAAUUUUAAUCACAGUUUGGUGGAAUGUGACUGGAGUAAUACACUAUUCAUUCCUUCGAACUGGAAUGACAAUUACAGCCGAAAAGUAUUGCCAGUACAUUGAAGAAAUGCAUGAAAAAUUGAAAAUUAUACGCCCAUCAUUUCACCCACCUUAUUCACCGGAUCAUUCGCCAACCGACUUUCAUUUAUUUAAACAUUUAGAACUGUUUUUACGGGCUAAACAGUACGAAAAUGAAGACAGUUUGAAAAAUGCCAUAUCAGAGUUCAUUGAUUCUAAAGUUCAGAAUUUCUUCAAGACAGACAUCUAUGCAUUAAAAUCUCGUUGA